CCGGGCGGAAAGGUCUCAGUGGUUCUUGUUGCCCCUUCCCGCGGCUGAACCUUGGGAGCCAUGGUGAACUCGGGCCUCUCCGGAGCCGCCGCCGCCGCCGCUGCCGCCACCGCCGGUACCGUCUCUCUAGAGUGAGGGGCGCGGACGAGGUGAGCAAGGAGGCGGCGGCUGGAGCUGUGGGGACAGUAGCCACCAUGUCGGAUACGCGGCGGCGAGUGAAGGUUUAUACCCUGAACGAAGAUCGGCAAUGGGACGACCGAGGCACCGGGCACGUCUCCUCCACCUAUGUGGAGGAGCUCAAGGGAAUGUCGCUGCUGGUUCGGGCAGAGUCCGACGGAUCACUACUCUUGGAAUCAAAGAUAAAUCCAAACACUGCAUAUCAGAAACAACAGGAUACAUUAAUUGUUUGGUCAGAAGCUGAAAACUAUGAUCUGGCACUAAGUUUUCAGGAAAAAGCUGGCUGUGAUGAGAUCUGGGAAAAAAUUUGUCAGGUUCAAGGUAAGGAUCCAUCAGUGGAAGUCACACAGGACCUCAUUGAUGAAUCAGAAGAAGAACGAUUUGAAGAAAUGCCUGAAACCAGUCAUCUGAUUGACCUGCCCACAUGUGAACUCAAUAAACUUGAAGAGAUUGCUGACUUAGUUACCUCAGUUCUCUCCUCACCUAUCCGUAGGGAAAAGCUGGCUCUGGCCUUGGAAAAUGAAGGCUAUAUUAAAAAACUACUGCAGCUGUUCCAAGCUUGUGAGAACCUAGAAAACACUGAAGGCUUACAUCAUUUGUAUGAAAUUAUUAGAGGAAUCUUAUUCCUAAAUAAGGCAACUCUGUUUGAGGUAAUGUUUUCUGAUGAGUGUAUCAUGGAUGUCGUGGGAUGCCUUGAAUAUGACCCUGCUUUGGCUCAGCCAAAAAGGCACAGAGAAUUCUUGACCAAAACUGCAAAGUUUAAGGAAGUUAUACCAAUAACAGACUCUGAACUAAGACAAAAAAUACAUCAGACUUACAGGGUACAGUACAUUCAGGACAUCAUUUUGCCUACACCAUCAGUUUUUGAAGAGAAUUUUCUUUCUACUCUUACAUCUUUUAUUUUCUUCAACAAAGUUGAAAUAGUCAGCAUGUUGCAGGAAGAUGAGAAGUUUUUGUCUGAAGUUUUUGCACAAUUAACAGAUGAGGCCACAGAUGAUAAUAAACGACGUGAAUUGGUUAAUUUUUUCAAGGAAUUUUGUGCAUUUUCUCAGACAUUACAACCUCAAAACAGGGAUGCAUUUUUCAAAACUUUGGCAAAGUUGGGGAUUCUUCCUGCUCUUGAAAUUGUAAUGGGCAUGGAUGAUUUGCAAGUCAGAUCAGCUGCUACAGAUAUAUUUUCUUAUCUAGUAGAGUUUAGUCCAUCCAUGGUCCGAGAAUUUGUAAUGCAGGAAGCCCAGCAGAGUGAUGACGAUAUCCUUCUCAUUAAUGUAGUAAUUGAACAAAUGAUCUGUGAUACUGAUCCUGAGCUAGGAGGUGCUGUUCAGUUAAUGGGACUUCUUCGUACUCUAAUUGAUCCAGAGAACAUGCUGGCUACAACUAAUAAAACUGAAAAAAGUGAAUUUCUAAAUUUCUUCUACAACCAUUGUAUGCAUGUCCUCACAGCACCACUUUUGACCAAUACUUCAGAAGACAAAUGUGAAAAGGAUAAUAUAGUUGGAUCUAACAAAAACAGCACAAUUUGUCCUGAUAAUUAUCAAACAGCACAGCUGCUUGCCUUAAUUUUAGAGCUACUCACAUUUUGUGUGGAACAUCACACAUAUCACAUAAAAAACUAUAUUAUGAACAAGGACUUGCUAAGAAGAGUCUUGGUCUUGAUGAAUUCAAAGCACACUUUCCUGGCCUUGUGUGCUCUUCGUUUUAUGAGGCGGAUAAUUGGCCUUAAAGAUGAAUUUUAUAAUCGUUACAUCACCAAGGGAAAUCUUUUUGAGCCAGUUAUAAAUGCUCUUCUGGAUAAUGGAACUCGGUACAAUCUAUUGAAUUCAGCUGUUAUUGAGUUAUUUGAAUUUAUAAGAGUGGAAGAUAUCAAGUCUCUUACUACACAUAUAGUUGAAAACUUUUAUAAAGCACUUGAAUCGAUUGAAUAUGUUCAGACAUUCAAAGGAUUGAAGACUAAAUAUGAGCAAGAAAAAGACAGACAAAAUCAGAAACUGAACAGUGUACCAUCUAUAUUGCGUAGUAACAGAUUUCGCAGAGAUGCAAAGGCAUUGGAAGAGGAUGAAGAAAUGUGGUUUAAUGAAGAUGAAGAAGAGGAAGGGAAAACAGUUGUGGCACCAGUGGAAAAAUCUAAGGCAGAAGAUGAUUUUCCAGAUAGUUAUGAAAAAUUCAUGGAGACUAAAAAGGCAAAGGAAAGUGAAGACAAGGAAAACCUUCCCAAAAGGACGUCUUCUGGUGGCUUCAAAUUUACUUUCUCCCACUCCACCAGUGCUGCUAAUGGAACAAACAGUACAAACAGUAAAUCUGUAGUGGCUCAGACACCACCAGCAAGUUCUAAUGGCUCCUCUUCCAAAACUACAAACUUGGCUACAUCAGUAACAGCCACCAAGGUAUGUGAAACUGCUCUACACACAAACUUCGCUUUUUUCGUCUGUAGAAUUAUUUCAUGUUUCCUGAAGAAAAUUUGGAUAAUAAAAAUAAUCUCAAAGAAGAAAAAGUUGCACACAUUGUCAUCAGAGAACAUGACUGCUAACAUUUGAUUGAUUUUUCUUUAGGUAUAUGGGUUUAUCUGACACAAUUACAGUCUCUGUAUAAGCACAGUUUUGUAUCCUGCUUUCAUUAAUUAUGAGAAUUUUUCUCUGUUAUUAAAACAUUGUUGAGGACUGUAGAAUUUCAUUUGAUUUAGCUGUAUCAUAGUAUUUGUAAGCAUCCCCUCCCCCCACCAGUAUUUUGGAGCGCGUUAGUUGAUUCUGAUAUUUCACUGACUACUGGCAUUGUUGCAUUUUAAGUUAUUUUCUUGGAUAGAUGAGUAGAACAAUGUUCUCACCCAUAUUGUCAAAUUCCUCUCCAGAAAGGCUAUACCAGUUGAUGUUACCGUAAACAUUGUAUGAGUAUGCUUGGUUCCCUGCAGCUUUGGCACUGUUGUUAUAAUGAUUUUUAAUCUUUACCAGUUAGGUAGAGGAGACAGUAUAUAUCUCGUUCUUAAUUGUGUCAUUUGUUACUAGUAAGGUUGAAUAUUAUCCUUUUGAAUUUGCUCUUCUGUUAAUUGUUCAUAGUCUUGCUUUUUUAAAAAUCGGUUUAUAUCUUUUUAAUAUGAGUGAGUCUUUGGUUAAGAAUAUUAACCUUUUUGUCAUUCACAUAGCAAAUGUAUUUCCCAUUGGUUACUUUUUGCAUGUAAACAAGUUUAAAUUUGAUAUAAAACUUUUUUCUUUCAUUUAUGUUUUUAUUAUAUGUAAUAUGUCCUUUUCCCCAAAAAGGAGUGGCUUAAAAUAUAAAGACAUAAAUAAAGGACAAAUGUUAGUAUAAGGAUAGAAGGAAAAGAGAAGGCCAUAGUAGAAAACCUAAGUGAAGUGUCGCUUCUUGUUUUGAACAAGUCUGAGUUUAUUUAUUUUACAAAAAUGUAGAAUCUUUCUUCAGUAUUGUAGCAAGGUGGGCUCUUGACUAAAGAUCACAGAAGUAGCAUUUUCAAUAGGAUUUUCCUGUUUGUGAGACACAGUUUAUGUUAUUGAACAAGAAUUUUUAAAUUUUCAUUUUUUGAUAGGACAAUUUAGUAUAAUAUUAUGACACUAUAUUAAGAAUAUUUGCUGUGGAGUUAUAUUGCUUGGGUUCAAAUCUUGGCUGUGCCUCUUUCUCUGUGUUUGACCUUAAGUAAAUUAUUUAAUCUCUCUGGGCCUUAGUUUUCUCAUUUUAAACAGGGAUAAAACAGCACCUCCUUUCUAGGUUUGUUGUGAAGGUUUAAUUAUUUAAUAAAUGUAAAGAGUUUAGAACACUAUUUGGUACAUUCUCAAUAUGUACUAGCUUUUCUUUUUUUUUUUUUAAUCAAAGUAAUAUAUGCACUUACUUUUAAAAGACAUAGCAUUAAAAGUAUUGAAAAAAAAAAACAGUCCUCUUUUCUUCUCCUAGCUCUUUCUUCUAUUUCUAAUUAAUACGCUAAUACUGCCAUAUUGUUUUACCACUCCGUACCAGAUCCUCACCCUUAUUACUCUCUGUAUCACAAUUUUUGGUUAAAACAAUAUUUGAUAACUUUAUAGCUAUAAUAACAUAAAUAUUCUUUAUUCAUUAAUUUUUUUCCUGCUUUUUUUUUUCCCUGCUUUUAUUCUAUACUGUGUUUUUCUUUAUAACUCUUCUCUUUUUAUAGAGUAAAUAACCUCUCAGGUUAGUUUCCACAUAGUCUCCCCCUUGGAGACAUCUCUCUUGAAGUCUCCCAUCUUGUCCCAGCCUAGAUUGGUUCCUCUCCAGACUUGCUGCUCAGCUGUUGUCUUAAGGCUGCCUCUGCCAUCACCCUAAUACUUCCUUUUGCCUUGCUUCUUUUCUUAUGUUGAUUGUUCCCUGGAUCUCAGGUCUCUGUUCUCUUUCUUGAUUUUCCAUCUCAUUUUGUUGGAGCAUACCCUCUCUGUUUCCUGAGAAAAGAAUUCCAUGAGAGAUAAAGUUUGAGACCUUGCAUGUAUGAAGAUGUUUUUAUUGUAUCCUCAUACUUGAUUGACAAUUUAACUGAAUGUAGAGCCAAAUUAGAAAUAAUUUUCUUUCAAAAAUUUGAAGUUAUUGCUGCCAAGAAAUCCAGAGACAUUCUUAUUCCUGAUUGUGUGUGUGUGAUUUUAUUUGAUUCUUCUUGGAAGCAUUUGGGGUUUUAUCUCUGUAUUCUGAAAUUUCAGGAUGAUAUACUUUGGGGAUUCUCAGCUAAACAGUCAUGACCUUUAGUUUUGGGACAUUUUAUGCUCUUUCACUAUAGCUUAUUGUUUGGAUGUUGGGCCUUAUAAUUUUCAUAAUUUUUCUCUCCUAUUACUCAUUUUUUUGUUCUAUUUUCUGGGUUAUUUCCCUGAGUUUUUUUUUUUUUUCCCAGAUAAUUUUUUAUUUAUGAACAAGCAAAAUCAAGUGCGAACACAAACACAUAUUUCACCUUUUUUGACACUAACAGCAGAUUGCCGAAUAUAUUUGUUCUACAUCUUUUGGGGGAAUAGAUAGAAAAAUAGCAAUUGUUCUUGGAAAACAAAUUAAUUGCUCAGUCACUCAAGACUAUCACAAAAAUUUGAUAUUAAGCAAGAUAGGAGCUCACAGAGGAAAGCACUAGUUAUAUUGGCUCUCAACCUUUUCCAACAAACUGACCAAAUUUCUAAGUGAAGGCAAGUUCUUUAUCACCAAUGGCCCUUUAGCCAUUUUCACCAUCAUUGCUUUUCAGGUGUCCAGCAAAGUGAUUCAGAGGUAGAUAGAUUAGAUAGAUUAGAUAGAUAGAUAGAUAGAUAGAUUCUUUUUUUAGAUCCUUUUCCAUUAUAGGUUAUUACAAGAUGUUGAAUAUAGUUCCCUGUGCUAUACAGUAGGUCCUUGUUGGUUAUCUAUUUUAUAUAUAGUAUGGUGUAUAUGUUAAUCCCAAACUCCUAAUUUAUCUGUUCCCCCCCACCACCCUUUUCCCCUUUGGUAACCAUAAGUUUCUUUUCUGUUAGUCUAUUUCUGUUUUGUAAGUAAGUUCAUUUGUAUCAUUUUUUUUUAGAUUCCACUUACAAGCAAUAUCAUGAUGAUUUUCUCUUUCUGACUUACUUCACUUAGUAUGAUAAUCUCUAGGUCCAUCCAUGUUGCCUCAAAUGGCAUUAUUUCAUUCUUCUUUAUGGCUAUUACUCCAUUGGGUAUAUUUAUCACGUGUUCCUUAUCCAGUCAUCUGUCAAUGGACAGUUAGGUUGCUUCCAUGUCCUGGCUAUUGUAAAUAGUGCUGCAGUGAACAUUGUGGUACAUGACUCUUUUUGAAUUCUGUUUUUCUGAGGGUAUAUACCCAGUAGUGGAAUUGCUGGGUCAUAUGGUAGUUCUAUUUUUAGUUUUUUAAGGAACAUCCAUACUGUUCUCCAUAGUGGCUAUACCAAUUUACAUUCCCACCAACACUGUAGAACGGUUCCUUUUUCUCCACAUCCUCUCCAGCAUUUAUUAUAAUGUAAACUUUUUGAUGAUGGCCAUUCUGACCAGUGUCAGAUGUUACCUCAUUGUAGUUUUGAUUUGCAUUUCUAUAAUAAUUAGUGAUGCUGAGCAUCUUUUCAUGUGCCUGUUGGCCAUUUGUAUGUCUUCUUUGGAGAAAUGUCUGUUUAGAUCCUCUGCCCAUUUUUUAAUUGGGUUUUGUUUCUUUGAUGUUGAGUUGUUUGAACUGUUUAUAUAUUUUGGAUAUUAACCCCUUAUUGGUCCUAUCAUUUGCAAAUCUUUUUCCCAUUCAGUAAGUUGUCUUUUCGUUUUUGCUUUGCAAAAGCUUUUAAGUUUAAUUAGGUCCCAUUUUUUUAUUUUGCCUUUAUUUCCUUUGCUUUAGGAGACUGAUCCAAAAAAAUAUUGCUACAAUUUAUGUCAAAGAUUGUUCUGCCUAUGUUUUCCUCUAGGAGUUUUAUAGUAUCUGGUUUACAUUUAGAUCUUUAAUCCAUUUCAAGUUUAUUUUUGUAUAUGGUGUUAGAGAAUGUUCUAAUUUCAUUCUUUUACAUGUAGCGGUCCAGUUUUCCCAGCACCACUUGUUGAAGAGACUGUCUUUCAAUUGUAUGUUCUUGCCUCCUUUGUCGUAGAUUAAUUGACCAUAAGUGCAUGGGUUUAUUUCUGGGCUUUGUAUCUUGUUCCAUUGAUCUAUAUGUGUGUUUUUUGUGCCAGUACCAUACUGUUUUGAUGACUUAGCUUUGUAGUACAGUCUGAAGUCAAGAAGCCUGAUUCCUCCAGCCCCGUUCUUCUUUCUCAGGAUUGCGUUGACUAUUUGGAGUCUUUUGUGUUUCCAUACAGAUUUUUAAAUUUUUUGUUCCAGUUCUGUUGGUAAUUGGAUAGGGAAUGCAUUGAAUUUAUAGUUUGCCUUGGGUGGUAUGGUCAUUUUAACAACAUUGAUUCCUUCAUUCUUUCAUGGAAAGAACACAGUGUAUCUUUCCAUCGGUUUGUGUCAUCUUCAGUUUCUUUCAUCAGCAUCUUAUAAUUUUUGUCACCAUCAUUGUUGAUUGCUACAAUCGAAUUGAUUGGUUCUUAAAAUUAAAUAGAUCAGGUGAUAAUUUGUUUUCCUUUGGAAGGCAUCCUAAAGCAUCUUGCUUUUUCAUAUAACAAGCUUAUCUGGAUGAGCGUUCUUUCAUAUCAGUACAUAAAAGAACUUCCUCCAUAGAAUUCCAAAGUAUGGAUGGAUAUGUGACCUUUUACAUACAUUUCACAUACAUGUAUAUUUCUGUAGAGAAUGUGCAUUUACAAUUUUGACAAAUGUUAUCACAUAUAAAUGCUCAGUAAAAUAGGAAUAAAUGGAUAAUUUCUUAACAUGAUAUAUAUUGCUGAUACCAAAAGCUAGCUUUAUCCUUAAGAAAUAUUAGAAGCAUUCAUACCAAAGUCAGGAACAAGACAGGAUGCCACUAUCACUGCUGUUAUUUAACCAUUGUUCUGGGUAUUGGCCAGUGCAAUUAGGUGAGAUAAAGAAAUUAAAGCUAUAAAAAUUAGAAGAUAUAAAAGCUAUCACUUUUGCUGGUGAUUAAAACAAAAUUUUACUCAUGUUUAUAUAAAAAUUACAUGAUAUCAAAAAUUAGAAGAUAUAAAAACUAUCACCUUUACUGAUUAAAAUUUUUUAAUCAUGUUUAAGGAAGAUCUAUGUAUUUUUUUUUAAUUUUUUAAAAUUUAUUUGGCUGUGGCACUCAGGAUCUUUGUUGCAGCAUGCGGCAUCUUUUAGUUGCAGCAUACGGAACCUUUAGCUGCAGCAUGUAGGCUCUUAGUUGCAGCAUGCAGGAUCUGGUUCCCUGACCAAGGAUCAAAUCUAAGCCCCGUGCAUUGAGAGCAUGAAGUCUUAACUGCUGGACCACCUGGGAAGUCCCAUCUAUGUAUUUUUUAUUUCAUUGAGUAGAGCAGGGGUCCCCAACCCCCAGGCCUGUUAGGAACCAGGCCACAUAGCAGAAGGUGAGUGGCAGGCAAGCAAGCAAAUCUUCAUCUGCUGCUCCCCAUCACUCACAUUACAGCCUGAACCAUCCCCUCCCCCCACAUCAAAACCAUGGAAAAGUUGUCUUCCACAAAACCGGUCCCUAGUGCCAAAAAGGUUGGGGACCACUGGAGUCAAGGAUAAUUCUUGAAUUCUGUCCCCUUAGAUUUGUUAAUAUGAUGAAUUAUGUUAAGUUUCCUAUCUUAAAAUUUGUUAAUUUGUCAGUUUUAGUUCAGAAAGAGUCAUUGUUUCUUCAUAGGUUUUUGUUAUUGUUACAUCAUUUGUUUUGAUCCCUUUCAUAUUAGAAAUGUUUCUCAAAUGUCUGGUGAUGCUUAGAUUUUCUUUCAUGUUAAAAAGUAAGGUAGUUUGGGAUUGACAUGUGCACACUGCUAUAUUUAAAAUGGAUAACCAACAAGGACCUAUGGUAUAGCACAGGGAACUCUGCUCAGUUAUACAUAUGUAUAUGUAUAACUGAAUCACUUUGCUAUAUACCUGUUAAUCAAGAUUGUUAGUCAACUAUACUCCAAUACAAAAUAAAAAUAAAAAGUUAAAAAAAAAAUCCUUGAGGAGAAGUGCUUCAGUGAGGUGCUAAUCUAUUUAUGCAGCAAAAAUAUAAAAUAAAUUCAUCUGCUAGGCUCACAGCACCAAACUUAAAAAAAAAAAAGUACGGUAGACUUUUCAGCAAGACUGCCAAUACAAUUCACUGAGGUAAAGAAUCAUCUUUUCAACAUGGUGUUAGGACAACUUGGAUAUCUGCAUUCAAAAGAAUGAAGUUGGACCCUGCCCCUCACCACGUUACAGAACUUAAAGUAGACAAAAGAUUUAAAUAUAAGAAUUAAAAGGAUAAAACACUUAGAAAAAACUACAGGAGUAAAUACUCAUGUCCUCAAAUUAAGCAGUGAUUCUUUUUUUUUCUUUUUGUUUUUAUUCACCGCAAGGCUUGCGGGAUCUUAGUUCCCCAACCAGGGAUCGAACCUGCACCCCCUGCAGUGGAAGCACAGAGUCCUAACCACUGGACCACCAGGGAAUUCCCCUAGGCAGUGAUUUCUUAGGUAUAACACAAAAAGCACAAGUGUUGCAAAAGAAAAAAAUAGAUAAAUCAGACUUCAUCAAAAUUAAAAACUUCUUUGCUUCAAAGGACACUAUCAUACGGUGAAAAGGCAGUCCACAGAAUGGGAGAAAAUAUAUCUGAUAAGGGACUGGUAUCCAGAAUAUAUAAAGCACAACACAGCAACCUGGUUUUAAAAUGGGCAUUUAAAAAGAUUUCUCCAAAGAAGAUAUACAAAUGGGGCAUAUAAGCACAUGACAAAAUGGUCAGCAUCAUUAGUCAGGAAAAUGCAAAUUAGUCAGGAAAAUGCAAAUCAGAACCACAGUGAGAUUCUACUUCACACCCACUAAAAUAGCUAUAAUAAAACACAUGGACAAAAACGUGUGUUGGUGAGAAAUUGCAACUCAUACAUUGUUGAUGGGAAUUAUCAAUAAAAUGGUGCAAAUGCAUUAGAAUACAGUCUGGAAGUUCCCCCAAAAAAUUAAAUUCCACUCCUAGGUAUAUACUCAAGAGAACUGAAAAUAUAUGUCCACACUAAAACUUGUACAUGAAUAUUAAUAGCAUUAUUCAUAAUUGCCAAAAAGUGGGAACAACCCAAAUGUCCAUCAUCUGAUGAGCAAAUAAACAGAAUGUGAUAUAUCCAUAACGAUGAAUAUUAUUUUGCCAUAAAAAGGAAAAGGAAUGAAGUACUGACACAUGCUACGACAUAGAUGAACCCAAAAACAUUAUGCUAAGUGAAAUAAGCCAAACACAAAAGGCCACAUAUUGUAUGCUUCUGUUUAUAAGAACUGGUCAAAAAUAAGCAAAUCUUUAGAAACAAAGUAGAUUUGUGAUUUCCAGGAGCUGGGAAGGAGGGAGGAAAGGGAAGUGACUAAUGGGUAGGGGUCUGGGGGGGUGGGUGUUGACGAAAACACUCUGGAAUUAGUGGUAACGGUCACACAACUUUGGGAAUAUACUAAAACCACUGAACUGUACACUGCACAGGGGUGAACUUUACGGUAUGUGAAUUAUGUCUCAAUUUUUUAAAUAAGGCAGUUAAAAACAAUGAGAAGGGCCUACUGAUGUGGACUUCAUAUAAAAGACUAGAGCAAAUGCCCUGCUCUUUUCAGGGAGUGUUAGUGGUUUGGGG
Molecule: messenger RNA, 10236 nt
Organism: Physeter macrocephalus (sperm whale)
Lineage: Eukaryota; Metazoa; Chordata; Mammalia; Artiodactyla; Physeteridae
Product: serine/threonine-protein phosphatase 4 regulatory subunit 3B
Exons: 15
Coding region: 195-2711 (838 amino acids)
Biological process (GO): DNA damage response; protein dephosphorylation
Cellular component (GO): nucleoplasm; protein phosphatase 4 complex
Molecular function (GO): protein phosphatase activator activity
Source: RefSeq, a predicted model, not a curated record